UGGCUCAGCGACGGUGCUCUUUCCGCGGGAAUAUUCAAUAUCGCUUCGUCCUCGGCUGUCGAGAACGAAAAUGACUCGACGCCGGAAAACGACACGAUGGAAGGAGCCGUGUUAGGUCCUCAGUAUGCGAGCACCCUGAGAAUCGCCGUCAUUGGCACCAUGCUCGUCCUGUCUCUCGUCGGUAAUUCGUUCGUCUGCUACCGGCUUCUGACGUCCCGACGCCAGCGAUUGCUCAAGACGCAAGUCCUGUUUCUCAACUUGGCCCUUGCCGACCUCUUGGUCACUCUGGUCACAAUGAACACGCAGCUCCUCUGGGAGAUUGUGGGACGCGUGUGGGUCGCCGGUGACAUACCUUGCCGCGUGUUCAAGGUGCUGCAGACGUACGCGCUCGUCUCGUCCACGUACAUGCUGGUGGGCAUCGCCGUCGAUCGCCAUUUCGCCAUCUGCAGUCCACUGACACCGGCACCCAAGCCUCGGCUGGUGGCCGCAACCUGCUGGCUUCUCUCUUUAGUACCAUCCGUGCCAAACCUGUUCGCUUUCCGUCUCGUAGCAGUUCGGGACAGAAACUACUGCUCCUCGGUCUUUUACGUGUAUCGCGACUACACCGCCGUGCGGCAAAUCUACAUGGCGUUCAUCUUCGCUCUCGUAUUUGUCGUGCCGCUCGUGGCGCUGGUAGGGCUUUACGCGAGCGUACUGCUGCGCUUGUGGAAAGUAGCUGCCUACGCCACGCCGCAGUCAUUGCGAGAACGGCGCGUCGUAAAUUCCUCGGGCCGCGACCCGGACCGUAGCGCGCUGCCGAAAGUGCGCGUCCGAACACUGAAGAUGGCGGCAGUUAUAUCCUUGGCGUUCUUGGUGACCAAUCUUCCGUACAUGGUGCAAGAAAUGCUGUUGGCUUUCGCGCCCCACGUAUCGCUCGGACCACACGCGGUCGCGGUGUUCGGAGUCAUCUCGGCUUCCAACAGCGCCGUCAACCCGUACAUCUACCUCGCGUUCAACGGAGGCUCGGGCUCGACCGUGUGCGGGCGCGCGUGCGCGGCGUCUGCGUCGCCUGACGCGCUCCUCGGCUUCGAAGCGAAGCACCGUCUCGUUUAG
Molecule: messenger RNA, 1092 nt
Organism: Rhipicephalus sanguineus (brown dog tick)
Lineage: Eukaryota; Metazoa; Arthropoda; Arachnida; Ixodida; Ixodidae
Product: gonadotropin-releasing hormone receptor-like
Exons: 1
Coding region: 97-1092 (331 amino acids)
Biological process (GO): G protein-coupled receptor signaling pathway
Cellular component (GO): membrane
Molecular function (GO): peptide binding; G protein-coupled receptor activity
Source: RefSeq, a predicted model, not a curated record